Messenger RNA from Hevea brasiliensis (rubber tree), 1090 nucleotides. Its product is annotated as probable esterase KAI2. The record is from RefSeq and is a predicted model, not a curated record. NCBI's taxonomy places the organism in Eukaryota, Viridiplantae, Streptophyta, Magnoliopsida, Malpighiales, Euphorbiaceae. Gene Ontology annotation, biological process: response to karrikin. The coding region runs from base 34 to 972 and encodes 312 amino acids. The transcript has 2 exons.
AAUAAAAUAAGGAAAUACAGGUAUCAAAAUUGAAUGAGAAGUGAAGUGUAUUCGCGGGAUCGAGGAACAGAGCUCCACAACGUACGUUAUCAUGCACUCGAAAGCAAAAUAAAUAGUCUCGAUGGAGCAAAUGGAAUUCCAAAGAAUGCCCCAGAAAAAAUGGGAAUAGUAGAAGAAGCACACAACGUGAAGGUUUUGGGUUCAGGAGAGCAAGUGAUAGUCCUAUCUCAUGGGUUUGGGUCAGAUCAAUCGAUCUGGAGGUACCUUGUGCCACACAUGGUUGAAGAUUAUCGUGUGAUCUUGUACGACAACAUGGGUGCUGGAACUACAAAUCCAGAGUAUUUCGACUUCGAAAGGUACUCGACUAUCGAAGGUUUUGUUUAUGAUUUGCUUGCUAUAUUAGAAGAAUUGCAGGUGAAAUCUUGCAUCUUCAUUGGUCACUCUGCUUUGAGCAUGGUUGGUGCCAUUGCCUCUGUUUCUCGCCCUGAUCUUUUCUCUAAACUCAUCAUGCUCUCUGCUACUCCAAGGUUAUUGAAUGAUGAGGACUACCAAGGAGGAAUGGAGAGACGAGACGUAGAGCAAAUAUUCGAAGGAAUGAGGUCCAAUUACGAGGCGUGGUGCCAAGGAUUCGCCCCUCUAGUGGUGGGUGGAGACAUGGACUCGGUAGCGGUGCAAGAAUUCUCCCGAACCCUCUUCAAUAUGAGACCUGAUAUAGCACUAAGUUUAGCCCAGGUUAUAUUUCUAACCGAUAUGAGACAUGUUCUACCCUUGGUUACGACCCCUUGCCACAUCCUGCAAAGCAUGAAGGACAUGGCUGUGCCAGUGUUCGUAUCUGAAUAUUUGCAUCAAAAUAUUGGUGGCCAAUCCAUCGUUGAGGUCAUGCCAACCGGCGGCCACUUGCCCCAGUUGAGCUCACCAGAAACUGUAAUUCCGGUGAUUCUCAAGCACAUUCGCCUUGAUAUAACUGAGUGAUCUCUACCAUGUAUCAAUAUCAUGAUAUGAUCAGAAUAUUUCUUUUUCUCUUUGUAGCUUAAAUUUACACUAAAUAUUCCAGUAACUAAAUUAAAAGAAAUGUUUUUGUUUUGUUAAA